CUACCUCAUCAUCUAAACAUGAUAUCAACACUACCACAUCAUUUAAAUAUGAUAUCAACACUAUGUUAUCAUCUAAACACGAUAUCAAGACCACCUCAUCAUCUAAACAUGAUAUCACCACUACCACAUCAUCAAAACAUAAUACCAACACUACCUCAUUAUCUAAACAUGGUAUCAACACUACCACAUCAUUUAAAUAUGAUAUCAACAUUACCUCAUCAUCUAAACUUGAUACCAACACUACCUCAUCAUCUAAACAUGAUAUCAACACUACCACAUCAUUUAAAUAUGGUAUCAACACUACCUCAUCAUCUAAACAUGAUAUCAACACAACGUUAUCAUCUAAACUUGAUACCAACACUACCUCAUCAUCUAAACAUGAUAUCAACACUACCACAUCAUUUAAAUAUGAUAUCAACACUACCUCAUCAUCAAAACAUGAUACCAACACAAUGUUAUCAUCUUAACAUGAUAUCAACACUAUGUUAUCAUCUUAACAUUAUAUCAACACUACCCCAUCAUGAUCAUGAUAUAAACAUCUAA
Molecule: messenger RNA, 543 nt
Organism: Lottia gigantea (owl limpet)
Lineage: Eukaryota; Metazoa; Mollusca; Gastropoda; Lottiidae
Exons: 1
Source: RefSeq, a predicted model, not a curated record